Oncorhynchus kisutch (coho salmon) is the source of this 5043-nucleotide messenger RNA. Its product is annotated as SH3 and multiple ankyrin repeat domains protein 1-like. Gene Ontology annotation, cellular component: dendritic spine; postsynaptic membrane; postsynaptic density. The record is from RefSeq and is a predicted model, not a curated record. NCBI's taxonomy places the organism in Eukaryota, Metazoa, Chordata, Actinopteri, Salmoniformes, Salmonidae. Gene Ontology annotation, molecular function: synaptic receptor adaptor activity; ionotropic glutamate receptor binding. Bases 390 to 4427 code for a protein of 1345 amino acids. The transcript is spliced from 5 exons.
CCGCCCCGCCAGACCCCCCCUUCUCCUCCGCCCCACCGCUGGGCUGGAGAGGGGGCAAGUCUUCCCAGCAGCCCUCUGUGGCUGUGUCCCAGUCCACCUCCACAGCAGCCCACUACCAGCUCUACUCUCAGUCUGUGCACUUCACCCACGGGGGCCGCGAAAGGGCAGGGGGGCCCAGUACCGGCGCUGGAGGAGGAGGGGUGGACCACACGCACCAGUACUCUAAUGCCCCCGCCCACGCCGCUCAGAGCAGGACUGCCUCUAGGAAAGGGGGCUACCCAGGGGAGCCUGUUGGAUCAGGAGGGGGAGGAGGAGUGGGGGGGGGCAAGGCUGCAGGUCUAAGGAGGGGCUACAGUAACGCCGCCCCACCUUCAGGCAGUGCCACAGUGAUGCCCCAGCAGCAGCAGACCACCCAGAGCCAGCCGCAGAGGGCAGACCGCAGUGCGGCUGGGGGGGCUGGAGAGGGAGUACCUAAAGGAGGGGGGGCGCGGAGAGGGAAGGGCCCUUUGGUAAAGCAGUCCAAGGUGGAGGACCUGCGGGCUGGCCAGGGCACACUGGGGGGCAAGGCCCCAGUGGAGAAGAGCUCCAUCCCCAUCCCCACCAUCAUAGUCAAGGCCCCCUCCAUCAGCAGUGGCAGUGGCCGCAGCAGCCAGGGCAGCAGUGUGGAGGCUGAGCCCACCCCCCCAGGGGAGACCGACAGAACCAAACCCCCCCACGGACCCCCUUCCACCCCAGCCCCGCAACCCCCUGCUCCUCCCUCCAUCCCGGCCCCUCCACCACCCUCCUUCCGAGGCCAGGAUAGUGACUUCACUAGCCAGUUUGGGGCGGCCAUCGUGGGUGCAGCCCGCCGGGACAGGGAACGCUUCCAUGAGGCCCGCAGGAAGAGCGCCUCCAUCUUCAUGUCUGCCGAGGAGGAGGUGGGGCCAGGGGGAGGAGGAGGAGGGGGAGGAGGAGGAGGGGCAGGCAGGACACAGACCACUCAGCAGCAGCAGUUCAGCCCCCAGUCCGGUGGCCCCCCCCCACGCCUCCGGCCCUCCAAGUCCAUCGACGAGGGCAUGUUCUCUGGGGACACCUUCAUCCACCACACCCGCAGCAUGCCCCCUGCCUUCGGCCUGCCAGAGUACUCCUCCCCGGCUCCAGACUACCAGCCCAAGUCUGUUCCGGCUGACUUCUACGGGGCGUCAAGCCGGCAGCAGGUCCCCUCUGGCACCACCUUCAUCCACCCCCUGACAGGAAAGGUCCUGGACCCCUCGUCCCCCCUGGGUCUGGCCCUGGCUGCCAGGGAGCGGGCCCUGAAGGACGACGGCAGGAUGAGGAGGGAGAGAGGGACCGAGCACCAGUUUGUACGACAGAUGUCCAGUGUGGUGACAUUCCCCUCCCAGGCCACCUCACCCACACCGGCUUCCUCAGCCACCCAUUCCUCCAGCUCCUCCUAUCUGGUCACCUCCUCAUCCCUAGCCGCCACCACCUCCUCCACCAGCCAACCCCCCUCCCCCAGGAUCCUCAGGGGUGCAGGCUGGGGCGAGGAGGGGGGAGGAGGGGAGCGGGAGAGGGAGGGUGGCGGGGCCAGAGAGGGGCUGAGGGUGCGCUUCUCUGAGGACAAAACAGUCCACACACAUCACUACCAGUCCCAGCACUACCAACCCUCCUACAGGGAGGAAAGACAGAGGGAGAGGUCGAGAGAGAGGGAGAGGGAGAGGUCGAGAGAAAGGGAGCGGGACAGAGAGGGGUACAUGAGGCAGCAGACAGCACCUACCCAGCAGCCCCAUCAGCUGUCGUCCCAGCAGCCUCGCCAGGCCUCGUUUCUGAGGAUGGAGAGUGAGGCAGGCUACAUCCUGUCUCUCACCCCUCCAUCUCCCCCCGCUACAGCCGCCCCGUCUCACCCUCAGGGGGGAGGGGGUUCCGGGGGCAGUGGCCUCAUGGUUCUGCCGCCCCCUGCCCCCUCUGUGGAUGUGGAUGAUGAGUUUGUGUUUGCUGACCCACUGCCCCCUCCGCUGGAGUUUGCCAACAGCUUUGACCGGGGUGGAAUGUCAGGUUACACACACCGUGCCAUUAUCAACAACCUGGCCUCACGCCAGCAGCAGCCCCCACCACCUCCCCCUCCUCCCCCACCACCCCCUCCAAAAGACAUGUUUAUCAGUGGGUUCCCGGCCCACACCCCCCUACCCUCCCCACAGGCGGGGGACUCUACCACCUCCAGCCUUACCUCCUAUGACAGUGAGGUGGCCAACCUGACCCAGUCAGGAAACUCCCCCACUCAGACAUCACCCAACCCCCUUCCUCCACCCUCACCCUCCAGCCUCCAGCCCACAGGACCCCCGCCUCCCCCCUCUGUCUCCCCCCCACCCCCACCCAGCUCCUUUCACAGACCCUCCCUUGCCAUGACCCACUCUCACCACCUCUACAACAGCACGCACACCGGGCGCUCCUCUCCUUCCCAUGGGCGCUCCUCCCCCACUCCUCCUCCCAAAGGUCGCUUCUCCCCCACCCAGGGUCGCUCCUCCCCCACCCAGGGUCGCUCCUCCCCCACCCAGGGUCGCUCCUCCACCAUCCAUAGGAGCUCAUCCCCCACCCCUCCUCCCCACUCCAUUGCAGGUUCCCCAUCCUACCGUGGUCCCCCUCCCAUCUCCUCCACCGCAGCCUCCUCUGGCCCCUUCCGGGGCUCUGCAGCCCUGACUUCCACCGCUCCCUGUACCACCACCACCACCACCACCACCGCUGCCACCACCACGAGGACCUCAGUCCAGCCCCACCAGGACAGGACACACCCAGCCCCCUCUGGUUCUACAGCGGCCGGCCGCAGGAUAGGGGAGCACCACCCUCACCCCACAGCCAAGGCAGGGGAGUCCCAGGAGACGGUGGUGGACUCUGGGAUAGAGGAGCUGGACAGCCGCAGCAGCAGUGACCACCACCUGGACAACAUCCUGGCCAUGAGCGGAGGAGCCAGAGAGAGGCUGGAAGAGAGGCUGGAGAGAGGGAGGGAGGGAGGAGGAGGAGGGGAGGGAGACAGGGCGGGAGGAGCAGACCUCCUGGAGUCGUACAUGAGCUACCUGGACGGACAGACGUUUGACAUGCACAACGCCACAGCCGCCGUCUCCACCUACCCCAAAUCAGGCAGGUUCAGGGAGGGGGGGCGUGCGGCCGAACUACGCAGAGAGACCGGUACCGCCCCGCCCUCCUUCCAGUCACACAGACGGAGGGAGGAUGAGGAAGAGGAGGAGGAGGGCGAGGAAGGAGAGGAGGAGGACGAUGGAGGACGGGAGGGUUAUGGGAUGACACAGAAUUUGGGGCGUCCCACGUCACCCUACUUUGACCGGCCCCGGACCCCUGAGAUGAAGCCUCUGUGGGGGUCAGAGGGUCAGUUAGUAGGGGACCAGGGGACCUACCUGGAGGGCCGGAGGCUGUACCCCCCCAUAUCCAGCAUGAAGGCCAGCAUCAUCAAUGAGCUCAGCAACAAACUGCAGCAGAGAGGGAGCCAGAGAUCACUAAGUAGACACAGAAACAGGUUUUCAGAAGACUCCGCCUCGGCCCUGAGCCCUCCCUCAGUUCGUUCCCUGUCCCCCUCCCCUAUCCACCACUCCCAGCCCGCCCUGUCCCUGUCCCCCACCCCUUCCUCCCAGUACCCCAACUGGAACCGUCCCCCGUCCCCCCAGCCCCCUGUGGCUGCCGUACAGCCCCCUCCACGCUCCCACUCUCCCCUGUCCUCCCCCACCUACUCCCCUUAUCCCACCUCCCCUAAACACCGGCCUGUGUAUCGCACCAAAGCCCUGGAGUUCCAGUUCAUUCCAAGUAGAGAGUCCAGGAAGGCAGAGUCCCACCACCUGCAGCGUAGGAGAGCCCCCAGUCCCCUCAUCUCCCCCUCAGAGAGGCCCAAACUGGGUCCCCCCCGCCCCUCCUCCCUCCCCCUCCUCCCCACCACACCCCUCUACAGCAGCCUCUACGAACUUCGCGGCUCUAUGACCCCGCCCUCACCCGCUAACCACAUGGGGGACCCCUACUUCUCCCCCUCCCCUCCUCUCUUCGCCCCCUCUGGUGCCCCUCCUCCCCCCAAACGCCUCCCUGUUGGUGUCUCGCUCCCUCUCCCCCACACACUUUUUAUCUGCUACCCCCACCUCCCUCCCCCAGCCCCCUCCAAGCCCUUUGCCUCCAAGCCACUGCCUUAUUGGACCAAAUACGACGUGGCUGAUUGGCUGGGAUACCUGAACCUGGGUGAGCACAGGGAGCAUUUCCUGGACAACGAGAUCGACGGCACUCACCUGCCCUCCCUCACCAAGGAGGACUAUCUAGACCUGGGGGUGACGCGUGUUGGACACCGCAUGAACAUUGACCGUGCUCUGAAGAGAGUGACUGACAGGCUCUCCAGCUCUCCUUUUCCCAUUUCUGCUCUGUCACCACGAGGAAGAAGGGAUGAUGGGAGUCGGAGCUGAGAAGACAAACAGAAAGAGAAAGGAGGGGGGAUGGAGUCAGUGAGGGAACAGGAGAGAGAGAGGCCACAACUGCUGCUAUCCAUGAUGGAUUCACACAACAAAAGCAGAGGACCUGAUUUCACCCAGAGGGAGGACCGAUCAGGAAAAGAGAGGGGAAAUGAGGGAUGGAACAAGGGCUGACCAAUGCCUGGUACUCAGGGCCUGGUAGCUGACUCACACAGAUACACUCGCAUGCACACAAAUACAGUAACACACACAAGCACUGACUCUAAUGUCAACACACACACACAAACACUACGAGGAUGGAAUGACUGAAUGUACAUUGAGGCAACAAAUAACAAUAUGAGUAAAAUAGUGACAAAACUUUGCCCAAAAUAUUGAGAGAAACAAUCAAAUUGUUUACCUUUUUCAUCUGAGCAGUUCAUAGUGUUGUUGGGGAAAGAGAGAAUGAGGAUUGUCCUCAUUAUUAACACUAGUUAGAGCUUUCUCCACCUGUCUUCUCUGGGUAGCUGUAGUUCCUCCUCUCUACCCUAGGGUUAGGUAGCUCCUCCUCUCUACCCUAGGGUUAGGUAGCUCCUCCUCUCUACCCUAGGAUUAGGUAGCUCCUCCUCUACCC